AUGGGAGCCAGCGGGCAGAUCAGGCUCCUGCUGUGGAAGAACUGGACUGUCCGCAGGAGACAGAGGGUGCGAUUCCUGAUGGAGAUCAUGUGGCCCGUGAUUCUGUUUAUGGGACUAGUUUGGCUCAGAAGAGUGAAUCCUCUUUACCGUCAACAUGAAUGCCACUUCCCAAACAAAGCCAUGCCAUCCGCUGGGGUCCUGCCGUGGAUCCAGGGAAUCUUCUGCAACGCCAACAAUCCGUGUUUCCAGUUUCCCACCCGCGGAGAGUCUCCCGGCCUCGUGUCCAACUACAAUAACUCCAUUCUGGCCCGGUUGUACUCAGAUGCCCAGGAUCUGCUGCUCUCAGACCCAGAGUUCCAGAAGCUCGGACAAAUGUGGAGAGAACUCAACGCCAUGAGCAACUUCAUGGACACUCUGCGCACACAUCCAGAGCAAGUCUCAGGUCGUGGAGUGAAGGUGGAAAGCAUUCUGAAAGAUGACGAGUUGUUGACUUCAUUUCUGUUGAGAGACAUCCCCCUGACGCAGACUGUAGUGAACCAUUUGGUCACCGCGGAGAUCAGGCCUGAGCAGUUUGCUUCUGGAGUUCCUGAUGUCCAUUUGAAAGACAUUGCCUGCAGUUUGAACCUUUUGGAGCGAUUUCUUGUGUUUUCGAGUCGCAGAGGUCUCUACGCCGCCCGCAACGCCAUGUGCAUCCUCACCCCACAGAGACUUCAAAUCAUCGAAGACAAGUUCUAUGCCAGUGUGGACUUUUUCAAGGUCUUCAAGUUGCUUCCUCGCGUUCUGGACAACCACUCGAACGGCAUCGACAUUCGUCUGUGGGUGCGUGUCAUCUCUGCUGUGUCUGAAAAACUGCGUGAGUUGUUCCAGAGGAGUAGUUCCCAGGAGCUUCUCCAGGUUUUGACCCCUCUGUUCCAGAGCGACCUGUCCUUCAGCGAGGUGAUAUCUGCAGUCUCCAGCCUGGUCUGUGGGUACAGCGAGGGCGCCUUCUCCAGAGUCACCUCUUACAACUGGUACGAAGACAACAACUAUAAAGCUUUUCUGGGCAUCAGCAGCCGAAGCAACCAGGGACAAUACGCCUAUGACAACAGCACAACACCUUUCUGUAACGACAUGAUGAGAGAACUGGAGUCAGAUCCUGCAACCAGGAUCGUGUGGAACUUAGUGAAGCCGAUGAUGAUGGGGCAGAUCCUCUAUGCACCAGACUCACCAGCUGCCAGAAAGAUCAUCAAAAAUGCCAAUACCACAUUUGAGGAGCUGGAGAGACUGAAGGUUUUGGGGAAGGCCUGGGAGGAGGUGGCUCCACAAAUUUGGACUUUCUUCCAAGAUGGCAUCCAGGUCAAGAUGAUCCGGGACACCAUCUACAAUCCUUCAGUGAUGGAUUUUAUUGACAAGAGUUUUGACGAGGCGCCAUUUUCCUCCAAACACAUCCUCAACUUCCUGUACAACGGCCCACCCGAGGAGAGGCCUGAGGGCGUACCAAAGUUUGACUGGAGAGACAUUUUCCACCUCAUUGAUCGAGUCAUUCGAAUGCUCAACCAGUACGGAGAUUGUGUGUUGCUCGAUAAGUUUGUGCCCAUGCCUGAUGAAGACACCGUCACGCACAGAGCAUUGGACCUUUUGGAGGAGGGUAAAUUCUGGGCAGGUCUGGUCUUCACAAACAUGUUUUCAUGGACCAAUCAUGUCCCACCUCACGUCAUGUUCAAAAUACGCAUGGACAUCGACUCAGUGGAGCGCACCAAUAAGAUCAAAGACAGGUAUUGGGAUCCGGGCCCCAGGGCUGACCCCAUGGAUGACCUGCGUUACGUCUGGGGUGGUUUUGCCUACCUCCAGGACAUAAUAGAGCACGGCGUAAUAAAGACUCACACAGGAAAGGAGUGGUCGAUGGGCGUGUACCUUCAACAGAUGCCCUACCCUUGUUAUGUAGAUGACCUGUUCAUGCUGACAUUGAAUCGCUGUUUUCCCAUCUUCAUGGUGCUGGCCUGGGUCUACUCUGUGUCCAUGAUGGUGAAAAGCAUCGUCCUGGAGAAAGAGUUGAGACUGAAGGAGACUCUGAAGGCAGCGGGCGUCACCAACAGCGUCAUCUGGACCACGUGGUUCAUUGACAGCUUCCUCAUGAUGGGCACCAGCACUGCUCUGCUCACGGCUAUCAUCAUGGGAGGAAGAGUUUUGAACUACAGCAACCCCAUCAUCCUCUUCCUCUUUCUGCUCAUGUUCACCACGGCGACCAUCAUGCAGUGCUUUCUCCUCAGUGUUUUCUUUAAUCAGGCCAAUCUGGCUGCAGCCUGCUGUGGCAUCGUCUACUUCGCCCUGUAUCUGCCCCAUAUCUUCUGUUUCGCCUGGCAGGAGCGCCUCACCAAAGACAUGAAACUACUAGUGAGUCUGCUGUCCCAGGUUGCGUUUGGCUUUGGGACAGAGUACUUGUCCCGUUACGAGGAGCAGGGACUUGGUCUUCAGUGGGACAAUAUUCAGACCAGUCCUUUAGAGGGGGACGAGUUCUCCUUCUAUUACUCUAUCUGUAUGAUGGCUCUUGACUCUCUGCUCUAUGGGGUACUGGCCUGGUACCUGGACAAUGUCUUCCCAGGACAGUAUGGUAUUGGCCAACCGUUUUACUUUCCUCUGCGCCCUCAUUAUUGGUUCAACACUGUGGCUCCAGCACCAGUCAAACAGGAGAUCAAACACAGCUUUGAUAAUGGUUCAAAUAAGGAGCUUCAAUCAGAGAGAGCAAAGAGCACAGAAGAGACGACUUCAUGUGAACACCAGGCUCAGAGUAAAGGCAAAGAGAGUGAGGAGAAAGAUGGUCAACAGUAUUUCGAAACAGAGCCAGUUGAUUUGGAGAAGGGCGUUUGUAUCAAAAAUCUGGUGAAGGUGUUUGGCAGUAGCUACAGACCUGCAGUGGACGGCCUCAGCAUUAACUUUUACGAGGGUCAGAUCACUGCUUUCCUGGGACAAAAUGGAGCUGGGAAGACUACCACCAUGUCUAUUUUGACCGGGAUGUUCCCACCGACUUCAGGAACAGCGACCAUUUAUGGCAAGGACAUCUGCUCGGACAUGGACGCGAUCCGCUUGUCUCUGGGAAUGUGCCCCCAACACAACAUCCUUUUUCAGUACAUGACUGUAGCAGAGCAUAUCCUCUUUUAUGCUCUGUUAAAAGGUCGUCCCAUCGCAGAAGCUGAAGAGGAGGUGGAAAACAUGCUUCAAGACCUUGGUUUGCCCCAUAAGAGAGAUGAACUCACCCAGAACCUCUCAGGCGGGAUGCAGAGAAAGCUUUCAGUGGCUUUGGCUUUUGUGGGUGGGGCUAAAGUUGUGAUUUUGGAUGAGCCCACAUCAGGGGUCGAUCCUUACUCCAGACGCUCCAUUUGGGACCUGCUGCUCAAGUAUCGCGCAGGUCGUACAGUGAUUAUGUCCACACACCACAUGGAUGAGGCCGACCUGCUGAGUGACCGAGUGGCCAUCAUCUCUCAGGGACGACUCUUCUGCUGUGGAUCUCCCAUUUUCCUUAAGAACUGUUUUGGAGCUGGAUUUUACCUCACGCUCGUGCGAAAAAUGAAACAUGAACUUCAAAAGACUAGCUGUCAUUGUACCGAGGACUGCUCCUGUAAAUGCUCUGCAUGUUCCAAGUAUAAAGCGACUCAGGAGGAGAGUGCAGCUCCAGAGCGGCAGAUGGACGGUAACAUUGAAAGGAUCACUGCUCUGGUGCACCAUCACGUCCCACAGGCUCGUCUGAUCGAGGCCAUUGGUCAGGAGGUGACUUUCCUGCUCCCAAACCGAGACUUCCAGCCCCGAGCUUAUGCCAGUCUGUUCAGAGAGCUGGAGGAAACCCUGACGGACAUUGGACUGAGCAGUUUUGGAGUAUCGGACACUUCACUAGAGGAGGUUUUCCUAAAAGUCACUGCUGAUGGAAGUGCAACCAACAGGAAAUGCAUGCAAGAUAUGAGAGCUUUGCAGGCGAUUUCUCGAGCUAGUCUGUGCGGAUUCAGCAGAGUGGUGGUAGAAGGUGAUAAACCACAAGAGAAAGUUGGGACUGUGCCCUCUAAUGGCUCAGGAGAGUGUUUCUCUAAUGAAGAAAAUGGAGGCAGAGGGUCAUACCAGGUCAGAGGGCUGUGUCUGAUCUUCAAACAGUUCUUUGCUCUUCUCAUCAAACGGCUCCACCAUGCAACCAGGUCCUACAAAGACUUUUUCGCACAGAUUGUGCUUCCGGCUAGCUUUGUCUUCCUGGCUUUAACAUUCACGCUGAUAGUUCCACCUUUUGGAGAGUAUCCCAGUCUGACCCUGAGCCCCUGGAUGUAUGAAAGACAAUACACAUUUUUCAGUAAUGAGCGGCCAACAGAUGCAAAGAUGAGAUAUUUGGGUGAAGUUUUGCUCGACAAACCAGGCUUUGGGACUCGAUGCAUGGUGGAUGAACCACUUGAAAAUUUCCCAUGUCACAACAUCACGACAGAGUGGGAGAUGCCUCUGGUCAAUCCUGCUCUGAUUGAGAUGCUUGAUGGUCCACAGUGGGACUCUAUCAGACCCUCUCCAGACUGUCAGUGCAGCACAGCCCAAAAACUCACCAUGCUCCCAGUGUGUCCCGAGGGGGCGGGGGGCCUGCCUCCUCCACAGAGGAUGCAGUCGACAGGAGAUGUUCUCAUGGAUCUAACUGGGAGGAACAUCCCCGACUUUUUGGUGAAGACCUACCCAAGUCUCAUCAGGACCAGCUUAAAGAGCAAGUACUGGGUGAAUGAGCAAAGGUAUGGAGGCAUAUCGGUGGGUGGACAACUUCCUGUUUUAGAAAUCGACCCAAAAGCCAUCCAGGAUUUGGCUUCUCAACUUGGACGAUUAUUAAAUGUUACAGGGGGUCCAAACUGUAAACAAUCCCUGAAAGAUAUUGGGACAUUUCUUAAGUACAUGGAGACUGAAAACAAUAUUAAGGUGUGGUACAACAAUAAGGGCUGGCACUCCAUGGUCUCCUUCUUGAAUGUGGCAAACAAUGCUAUUCUUCGAGUAAACCUUCCCAAAACCUCAGUCCUGUCUGAAUAUGGGAUCACUGCCAUUAACCACCCUCUGAAUCUGACCAAGGGACAGCUGUCUGAGAUCACUGUCCUGACCACUUCAGUCGAUGCUGUGGUGGCGAUCUGUGUCAUAUUCGCCAUGUCCUUCGUGCCCGCAAGCUUCGUCCUUUAUCUGAUCCAGGAGCGGGUCACUCAGGCCAAACACCUGCAGUUUGUCAGCGGAGUCAGUCCUCUGGUUUACUGGACCGCCAACUUCCUCUGGGACAUGUUGAAUUACUCCGUCAGUGCAGUGUUGGUGGUGGAAAUAUUCAAGAUCUUCGAUAAAAAGUGUUACACCUCACCCACAAAUCUACAGCCCCUGAUUUCUCUUCUUAUGCUCUAUGGGUGGUCAGUGACUCCCAUGAUGUACCCUCUGUCCUAUCUGUUCAGCAUCCCGAGCACAGCCUAUGUCUCUCUGUCCUGUAUAAACCUUUUCAUCGGCAUCAACAGUAGCGCCAUCACAUUUAUUCUGGAUUUAUUUGAAAGCAACUCGGCCUUAUACAAGUUGAACCAAGUUUUGAAAGCCUUACUGCUCCUGUUCCCACAUUACUGUCUGGGCCGUGGACUCAUUGACAUGGCAAUGAACCAGGCUGUAACUGAUGUCUUUGCUCGCUUUGGUGAAGACCACAGUCCAGACCCUUACAGCUGGCACUAUUUGGGCAAGAACAUGUGUUGUAUGGCGGCUGAAGGCUUCAUCUACUUUGUCGUAAAUAUUCUGAUCCAGUAUCGCUUCUUUUUGGAUCACUGGCUUUCCGAUUCCCCUCGAUUCCACAUUGCGAAUGAGGAUGCUGAUGUGGCUGAGGAGAGGCAGAGGAUUUAUAAAAGUGACAAAACAAAUGAUAUUCUUCGAGUGCGAGACCUGUCCAAGACAUACACUGGAACAGUAAUCCCGGCUGUUGACAGAAUUUGCCUUGGAGUUUCGCCUGGAGAGUGUUUCGGUCUGCUGGGAGUGAAUGGAGCAGGAAAGACCACCACGUUUAAAAUGCUGACAGGAGACAUCGAUGUUACGUCUGGAGAAGCAUCCGUCACUGGAUACAGUAUUUUGACCAACAUUCUGGACGUGCACCAGAACAUGGGCUACUGUCCUCAGUUUGAUGCCAUCGAUGAGCUGCUGACGGGCAGAGAGCACCUGCACAUGUACGCCCGCCUCAGAGGGGUGCCAGAGUAUGAGAUCAGCAGGGUGGCAGAAUGGGCCAUCCAGAAGCUGGGUCUAUCAGAGGACGCAGGUCGCACAGCUGGGACCUACAGCGGAGGAAACAGGAGGAAACUGUCCACAGCCAUCGCCAUGAUCGGCUGCCCGGCUCUAGUACUGCUGGAUGAGCCCACCACAGGAAUGGACCCUUUGUCUCGACGCUUUCUGUGGAACUCCAUUAUGAGUGUUAUUCAGGACAAGCGAGCUGUGGUCCUCACCUCACACAGUAUGGAAGAAUGUGAAGCUCUGUGUACUCGCUUAGCCAUCAUGGUCAAUGGAUCCUUCAAAUGUUUGGGAACAAUCCAACAUCUCAAAUACAAGUUUGGGGAUGGUUAUAUGGUGACUAUGAAGAUCAGAGCAGCAAGGCCUGGUUGUGCCCCAGACCUUAACCCUGCAGAGGCCUUCAUGGAGAGCUCUUUCCCUGGGUGCAUUCAACGAGAAAAGCACUAUAACACUCUACAAUACAAGAUCAACUCCUCCUCUCUGGCCAAGAUCUUUCAAAUGGUGCUCGCAAACAAGGACAAACUCAACAUAGAAGACUACUCUGUGUCACAGACCACUCUAGACCAGGUGUUUGUGAAUUUCGCAAAGCAACAAUCGAGAGAAGACGAACAUAUAGUGCUGCAUCCAAAAGCUGCUGGAGCUCAGAGGAUUAUUAUCACCUCUCCUAUCCUGAGGCUGAGAAGAAGUGAUUGUUUUUAAAAGCUCUACAAAAUAAAAUGAAGACUAAAGGCAAAUAGGGCUAGCAAAUACACAGCUACAACUGAAACAUAGUAUGUCAUGAUUAUGGAAAACCCCAAAGGUAGGACAAAUUACAUGUUGUGUGUCUACAAUGUAUUAUUUUAUUUCUCAUGGGCUUUUAUUUUGAAAGGGUGGAGCAUUAAUGUGCCUGUGUCAUGCUCUGUGCUGCUCACCUUUAGGCCUUGCAAACUAAACUGUGCUUAAGUUUAAAGGGCCAAUAUUACACAAUUUUUUGAUCUAUGUUAUCAUUUUGUUUCCUCUUCAAAAACAUACCCGGAAUUGUGUUUUGUGUCAUUCGCAUUUCAUACACAAACUCUGAAUAUUUACACUGAGAUAGUCCAGUAAUGUAGAGUUGUGAAUGAAACAAAACACAAGUCCAGGUAUGUUUUUGAUGAGAUAACAACAGCAUUAUAACAUGUCAUAAAGCUCACAAGAGCCUAUUUUGUGUAAUAUAGGACCUUUAAUAUGAAGGAAAACGCCCUUAAACUAUGACAUGUCAUAAAGCACAAUAUUGGCUUUUUCAAGUUAAUAUUUGUGCUUUUUGCUGCUUAAGAUGCCAAUCAAGAUUAAGAUGCUGUUUAAUGCCUUUAUUAGACAAAUGAGCACUCAGACAAUCAUAGUCUUAUCAUAGCACUUUAUUUAUAUGUUAUGAUCAAGCAUAGGAGAUUUUUGAUGCUAUAGUGCAAUAUUACUGCUACAAAUGCUGCUACAUCUGUAAAUGUCAAAUGUUAAAUUGU
Messenger RNA from Boleophthalmus pectinirostris (great blue-spotted mudskipper), 7697 nucleotides. It is a transcript of the gene abca4a, whose product is annotated as ATP-binding cassette, sub-family A (ABC1), member 4a. The record is from RefSeq and is a predicted model, not a curated record. Gene Ontology annotation, molecular function: lipid carrier activity; ATP binding; ABC-type transporter activity. The transcript is spliced from 50 exons. Gene Ontology annotation, biological process: lipid transport; transmembrane transport. The coding region runs from base 1 to 6921 and encodes 2306 amino acids. Gene Ontology annotation, cellular component: membrane; intracellular membrane-bounded organelle. Lineage: Eukaryota; Metazoa; Chordata; Actinopteri; Gobiiformes; Gobiidae.